Messenger RNA from Dendronephthya gigantea, 4147 nucleotides. Its product is annotated as zinc finger protein 184-like. The transcript has 7 exons. The coding region runs from base 132 to 2225 and encodes 697 amino acids. The record is from RefSeq and is a predicted model, not a curated record. Lineage: Eukaryota; Metazoa; Cnidaria; Anthozoa; Malacalcyonacea; Nephtheidae.
UGACAUGAAAGUGAGGCUCAAUCAAUAACCAUCAACCAACAUGGCGUCGUGUUGUUUAGCUGUUUGGCAUUGUCUUCACCAAACCGUACUGUAUUGUACACCAGAGAAAGGCCUGUAGUCGCUCAGACGUAAUGAUGGCUGACGAGGACGAAUCGAGAAAAGGGCAAAAUUUAGAAAUGAUUGUGUCCAAGUUGGCGAAAGAAAAACCGGCGAAUGGUAAUAUAAUACUGAUAUCAGGAGUGAAUAUUCAAAAUUUGUCUUUUCCUGAUGAUGCAGAAGUGGAGAGUGAUGAGUGUGACCCAGAUCUGCAUCAAUGUGGCAAAUGUAAACAAAUGUUUAGUAAUCUUGAGAAAUAUCUUCGACAUCGUGCCAGCAAAUCUUGCAGAAAGAAACAAGCUGACUUGCAUGAUGUUACCAGUGAUGAUGGUGGAAGUCCCAGUCAGAUGCCUGAAGUUGUGCAGAUGGAAGCAUCAGGCAGCGGUAACACGCAGGGAGGUGAAAGUCCAGAACAACAGGAUGUCGCUAACAAAAGGAAACAUGAUAGAAAGGGCGUGGCGCGUAAGAGAACAAACCUGUCAGCCGAACCAAUGACAAGCAACAUCACUAGUACUGAGCAUCACCGCAUCAGUAUGGAUGGUCUACCGGAAAUCAUUCGACCUGGUUUCACGAGUACUCCAACAUUCACAACGAUUGGAGGAUAUAGAACUACCUAUGAACAUGCAUCUGUGCCCAACAAUGAUCUGUAUGCUUUGAUGCAGUUGACAAAAAAUUCUGGAAUAAAGGAAGUUCACGUUGACGAGAACGGCGUCACCACAAGUCGACCUCGGGAGUUGUUGAAUGGCGGAGUUCACUCUAUUUACCAUCGUUCCCCGCUCAAUUCCCCUCCAAAUCAUCGUUUUCCAGCUCCUCUUGCGAUGCAUAAUCAUAUCUCAGCAUUGCCCCGUAACCAGGAGAAUAUACACCAUGCAGAGAAUGUUCUCCACCAGGAGAAUGUACUCCACGGAGAGUCUGUUCUCGUGUCUUUCCCGGGGGUUGAAAAUCCGGAUGCAACCCAGAAAGGCGCGAAACGACGCUACAAAUGCGAUAAGUGUGACCGCGACUUUAACCAAAGAGCGAACCUCAGGCGGCAUCAGUUAGUGCACAGCGGUGAAAAGCCUUUCGAGUGUGAGCAGUGUCAUAGGCGCUUCCAGCAACAGGGAGACCUGAAACGACACAUGUUACGUCAUGCCGAGACCACGUGGUAUCACUGCCAACCUUGCGAGAAGAGAUUCAUGCGGAUUGAUCGUUGGAAAGCUCAUAUGAAAACCCACGAGGAAAAUGGCACACUUCCCCCGGAAAUCGGCGAGGCCUCCAUGGUCGAUGUGAGUAACGGUCCCUCGCUAGAGACGGGGGAGAAUGAAGCCACCGAGAAACCGAUGGGAUCUCACCAUAUUUGUUCUAAGUGCAACCAAACAUUUAUGGAACCUGAUGAGCUGCUCGUUCACACAUGCGCUGAUGGGAAUAUUCAUGUCACUGCUGUUCCUGUGGAAGCCAGCACGCAAGAUGGCGCAGAUUUGGAGCCUGAAGCGGCAGUUAAGAUGGCGGAGCGUUAUGUCAGAACACAGGCUGCAGAUUCCGAUCACUCGCGUGCGUAUAGUUCGUCCAGAUCCACCAGAGGAAAACUAACAAACCCACACAAAUGCCCGCUAUGCAACGCCCAUUACAAGAACGAGGACUCGCUAAAAACUCAUAUCUUAAAACAUUCCGGCGAGAAGAAAUACAAAUGCGACCAAUGUCCGAAAGCAUUCUUUACAUCCAGUAACUUGAAGAUCCACAGACGCAUACAUUCUGGAGACAAACCUCUAAAAUGCAAAGUCUGCUUUAAGGCAUUCAGCGAUCCAUCGAAUUUCAACAAGCACAAGAAAUCGCAUAUCAAAGGUAAGCUGGAUCCUCGCGGUGCACCCAAAAAAGGAAGAAAACGCGAGACAAAAGAGGAACACCCGGGAUUUAACGAGACAUUGGUUGAAGCUGUGGGUAAAGAAGGUGAAGUGAUGCAGUUUGGUUCCCCGUCAAGAGAAUUUUUGCAAAGCCAGUAUGAAGCACUGUUACCAGCGUUGGAAGACGGUCGACACGAAACAAAGGUGGUGGAUGGUGUUGAUAUGCAGCCAAGUGAAGGUAUGGAGGGUUCGUUUGGUGAUGAUAAUAUCAAGUAUUCAGUACCGUUCAUUGAAUCACCAUCGUAUUAGAUAUGGUUUUUUAGCUUGCUUUUCAUUCUCUUUAAAAUGUUUGUAAACCUGAAUAGCGAUCAAAUUUAUUGUUUGUAUUACGUGUGUGUUUUCACAAAUAAUACAAAUAAUGCUUUAUGUCAGUAACGAUCUAUUCUUUGAGGGAAACCAAGGCAUGCAAACGUUCGUUAUGGUUUUAGGAGAAUAAAAUAGGUGUAGGAAAGGCAAGAGAGGGUUUUAGUAGGGUGUAAGAGGGGUACAAUAAGGAUAUGAAUGUUGAUUGUUCAGUAUUCUGUCAACAACUGGCAGAUUGAAAAGUAAGCUGAAUACGCAAAAUGUGAUGGUUCUAAAGGCGGUAUUAAGUUAUUCGAUGAUGUAUGUGUGAAGGAUGAAAGCUAAUGUACUAAUUUAGUAAUUGGCUUGAUUCAUCGCUAGAACAUUAAGGAAGGUUAUCGAGAGUGAAGAAUCGAAAUCUGACUUUCCUCAACUUUUGUUUGGCGGAGAUGUGAGUUUAGGAUAAAGCAGGGGGGGGGGCGGAAAAUAGACAGGCACGUGGCCUCGAAGGAGAUUUAUUAUUAUAAUAUGCGGGAGAGUUCAGUGAAACAAAAUGUUUCAUACCAUUCCAUGGAUCCAGAUCUUCAGUCUGAUGCUUUGCAGAUAAUUUAUUAUCUCCAAGCUUUAUCUUGGCAAAACAUUACUUCCACCCCAAAAUAAAAGUUCGGUAACACGGAUGGCCAUGUUGCAGGGACAAAUCCUUUGACGGGGACACAGGGUCACACGCUUGUUCCCAAAUACAACGUGUGCGUGCAACAGGGGCCUUCAUGUUACCAAACUUUGAGGAUCGAGAUGUUUGAUGAGGGUCAGAUUCAGAAUCGGGGGUAGUUCUUGGGUUAUUAUUGGAAUAUAAAUGUAGUGGGACAUAUGUUUUAAUAUAUCGAAGGAGCCCCUAAAUUUAAUAGUUAUUUAAAUUAUUCAUAUUAAAAAUACUAAUGUUUUAGCCUGGCCAUGGGAAAUAUUAUAGCGAUUGUAAGGUGGGUUAUGUUUGAAAUGUAGUAAUAGGUAAGUUUGGUGAAUUAACUCUCAUUUCUAGCCGUCCUUUUCCCUAAUUGUUCGCUUUAUCCAUAGAUAUCUAUGGUUAUAUCUCAUUCACACCGCAAGCCAAAAAUAUAGGGUGGGAAAUUAGGCUAAAGUAAUAUACAUCAGUGACAGGUAUCCAAAUGUAAGCGGUAGUAGAGCCUGUGCAUACUCGGUGGUUUACUGGGAGAGAAAAUCACGCCCGGAACUCGUUUACAUUGGAUUCACCUGUAAGAUCUUGAGGUACCUUAACGCCUUCAGCGAAGGUCCUCAAUUGUGGUACUUGUCAUGAGAAGUAAGUUUACAGGACAACGGCAAACGGCUCAGUCCAUUUUCUUCCUCCGAGUAUACUUCCAAUCUUAAAGCAACCAUAUGUGUUGUUUUAGAUUUUCUGAAAGCCAAGAUUUUCUGAAGUUUGUAAUAAUAACUAACAGAAAACCUUCUUGUUGCAAAGCUGGAAUUAUCUUUUUAAUUGACAUUGUUGAUCAAUAUCUGUAGUUUGUUUACGAGCAUUUUGCAUUAGUUGAAAAAAUCACUACAAGGUGGAUAGUCUGCUUUGUAAGACACAACGCAGUCAACGUCCACCACCAUGCAAAUAUCAAAGACAAAAGGCUAGAAAUGAGAGAGUAUUCUUGGGAUGUAUUAUACGGUACUGUAGCUAGUUCCAUAUUUGUAGUAUAUUAUAUAUAAAUAUAUUUAGAUGUUAAUGUAUGCAUCAGUAUAAUAAUUAUAGUAUUAUUAUUAUUAUGAUCAAGUAAAGGUGCGAAACACCUAACUUUUAUUUAUUAAGAAAUUAAAGUAUUCCUUAUUUGAAAAGUUUAAACUAUCGUAAAGUAAUUAGAUGUAUUAAGUGAAUAAAAUAUUGCUAA